GAGAAAGUAGAAGACAGAGGUGUUAAAAAGUAGUAAUUAUAUAACAGUCCAUGAUGAAGCCUGCCAUCAUUUUAGCACUUAUUAUAUCUACAACACUAGCAGCAUCAUCAGACGUCCAAAGUCCACUUCAACAAUUAGCAAUUGGAAAUCAACAACUAACGUCAAAUGUGUACAAAGAAAUUCUUAAAACUCAGAAUGGAAGUAUUAUUUUCAGUCCACUUUCCGCUGAAACCGUAUUGGCGCUAACUUCUGAAGUAGCGAAAGAUGACACUAGAGGCGAGCUAGUAUCUGCACUACACCUUCCAGAUUCCCAAGAGACUAUCCAACAAGGAUUUAAGGAACUUUUACCACAACUUAAAAUCAACAAUAAGAAUGCAGUAUUAGCUUCAGCUAAUAAAAUAUAUGUAGCCAACGGUAUCAACUUAGAAGAUGAUUUUAAAAAGACCGCUGAAAGUGUUUACGCAUCAGGACUGGAACAAGUAGAUUUCUCAAACAGUGCACAGGCCGCUAACAUAAUUAAUCAAUGGGUGGAAAACCAAACACACAAAAAAAUUAAAGAUCUCAUUAAACCUGAGUACCUCAACAGUGACACUGUGAUGGCUUUAAUCAAUGCAUUAUAUCUAAGCGCUAAAUGGUCUACUGCUUUUAAAGAUUAUAACACUGUAACAGAUAAAUUCUACAGAACAGCUUCCGAACAAAUAGAUCAACCAACAAUGACAAUGACUGAAGUAUUUAGACAUUAUGAAAAUAAAGUACUAGAUACUCAGUUUUUGGAAAUUCCAUUCAAAAGUGAUGGUCUUGUUUUUAGUGUUGCUUUACCAAACAAAAAAGAUGGCAUAGCUGCUUUAGAAAAUAACAUUGAAAAAGUAUUUGAACCUCAACCAUAUACUCAUGUACCAGUACAUUUAAAACUACCAAAGUUUACUGUUGAAACGGAGUUGAAUUUAAAAAACAUUCUUCAAUCGUUGGGUGUUCAAAAGAUCUUUAACUCUAACGCUGAUCUUAGUGGAUUGGCAAAGAACGCCAAAGAGUUGCGUGUUUCGGAGGUAAUUCAAAAAGCUUUCAUUAAAGUUGCUGAAAGUGGUGUAGAAGCAGCAGCUGCCACCGCUGUUCUCGUUGCAACGAAGUCGGCACGUUUCUUUCUCGAAGAUCCGAUACAGUUUUUCGCCGAUCAUCCCUUGUAUACUUUAUUAAAUAUAAUAAUGUUAUAUUGUUUGCUGGAAAAUAUAGUCCUUAGAAUGCUCAUCAUGACACUACAAUUUUAUGUAUAGUUCCUAUAAUUAACUUAUAAAUGUCAUAGUAUAUGCUCUUUAUGUUAUAAAAAUGUAUUGACUUAAUA
Messenger RNA from Diabrotica balteata, 1339 nucleotides. The record is from the annotation of a GenBank genome assembly. Lineage: Eukaryota; Metazoa; Arthropoda; Insecta; Coleoptera; Chrysomelidae.